Messenger RNA from Neltuma alba, 3320 nucleotides. Its product is annotated as calcium-transporting ATPase 12, plasma membrane-type-like. NCBI's taxonomy places the organism in Eukaryota, Viridiplantae, Streptophyta, Magnoliopsida, Fabales, Fabaceae. Gene Ontology annotation, cellular component: plasma membrane; intracellular membrane-bounded organelle. Gene Ontology annotation, molecular function: nucleotide binding; P-type calcium transporter activity. Bases 71 to 3097 code for a protein of 1008 amino acids. The transcript is spliced from 2 exons. The record is from RefSeq and is a predicted model, not a curated record.
UCUUCCUUUUGCGUCACCGGAGACUGAUAUCCAUUUUUUCCGUCGAAGAACACAGUCACAAUCACAAGAUAUGUCCUCCUCGCAGCCAAACGAUUUUGUCGAAGAUGAUACCAGUACUGCACUGGAUGCUUCCUUGCUCGUCACUAGCAAGUACGGUCGGCUAUGGCGUCGGAGCUUGUACAUUCGAAUCUUCAUAUCUCGCAAGCGAACGACCACAACUACUACUGCCACACGCGAAUCUGAACAAUUAUCUCAGUACACGUCAUUACCCCCGUCCCCAUCACUUCCCACGAGAACUUCCUCGGCUAAAUCUUCUUGUGCGAUUGAUGUUCCCUCUGAUAACGAAGAGGAGGAUAUUUUGCGUUUGGAACAGCGCAUCAAAAGCGAUAUUGCUGGUAUCGUGAAGCGCAAGGAUUUGGACUCGCUUCGUGAGCUCGGGGGAGUCGACCGUGUUCGUUCAGUUCUUAGUCGUCGUCAAUCAGAGGAGAGCAAUAUUAAUAAUGGGAACCAUCAAGUGUUGGAGGCCACUAACCAAGGUCAUGGACUGAGCCUCUCGUGCUGUUUUGUCAAUAGUUGCAGACGCAAUAGUUACACAAUUUCAUUACUCAUGAUCUCAGCUCUGUUGUCCUUGGCCAUAGAGAUCAAGCUGGAAGGACCUAAAUAUGGUUGGCAUGAUACUGCAGCUGUACUUGUUGCGAUAAUCAUGAUUAUCUCUUUCUCUUCUGUGCAAAGCUUUUGGCGUGAAAGAAAGAUGCUAAAAUUGUCACAGAAGAAAUGCAAGUUGAAAUUUACUGUUGUUAGAGGCGGAACUCUCCAAACGGUGGACAUAUCAGAUAUUAUGGUUGGUGAUACAGUGUGUCUUAAGAUGGGUGACGAGGUUCCAGCUGAUGGUUUGCUUCUAAAUAAUGAAAACUCUGUGCUGGAUGAGACACAGGAUCCAUUUCUCUUGUUUGGUUCAAAAAUAUCUUUUGAGGGUGAAACUUCGAUGCUUGUAACAUCAGUUGGAAACAGAAUAUCAGUUGAGAUGCAGAAUUCGGCAGCAAAUAAUCCUGAAAAGAUUAUGCUGUUGGAAAGUCGAAUUGAGAAGCCGAUUUCUUUCAUUCACAAAGUUGCCCUUCUUAUCUCUGUGUUGGUUAUGCUUGUGGUGCUCAUUCGCCUGCUUCGCAAGAAAAAUGGGGACAACAGUGGGUUACCAGAAAUGAAGGGUAAGGUUUCAGUUGACUUCCUGAUAAAAUUGAUGGAGAGAAUUUUCUUGAAACCCCAAGGAAAAGUUUCCAUUUUAACUAGCCUUAUAACUGUUGCAAUAAUAAGUAUGCAACAUGGGGUGCCACUUAUGGUUACGAUUUCUCUGAAAUACCAAAUGGACAAGGUGGUAUCAAACCAAGUUGCAGAUCUUCAUGAUUUAUCGUCUUGUGCAACAAUGGGACUGGUUACAGUCAUCUGUGUUGAUGCAUCUGGUGGGCUAAUGUCUAAACCGAUGGAGGUUAGUAGAAUUCGGAUUGGGGAGAGAGAUAUCAGCAAUGAUAUGACAUCAGAAAUUAAUGAAGUUGUGCUCGACAAACUUAAGCAAGGAGCCAGCGUAUCUGUUCUUGCCCCGGAGUUUAUUCUUUCUCCAGUGUCCAAUUCACUUAUUUCUUGGGCAGAAACCACUUGGGGCGUGAACAGAGAAUCUUUUGGUGAGAACCUUACCAUUCUUCAGCAUAGCAAACAAAAUGCUCAGGGAAAGGGAAAUGGAGUUUUGGUGAGAAAAGUUGGAGACCAUGAAAAAGAUCUGCACUCGCACUGGAGUGGAGCAGCGUCUACAAUACUGGAAAUGUGUUCACACUAUUAUGAUAGUAAUGGCGAAUACCAUGGCAUAACAAAUCAGAAAAUCAAAUUUGGGGAAGUCAUUAAAGAAAUGGAGGAUAGCGGCCUUGAGCCUAUUGCACUUGCUUAUCAAAAGACUGAGGCUCAGGAACUUCAACGAGAUGGUCUAAUCUUGCUAGCUCUGGUGGGUCUCAAACGCUCAUUCUUUGAAGAGACAAGAUCAGCCUUGACAGACCUAAAAAAUGAAAGAAUCAAGAUCAAAUUAGUGUCAGGGCAUGACAUUGUGGCAGUGAAAGCCUUAGCUUGUGAACUAGGAAUAGAAGUUCCCGCUGAAGAUGGUUUUAUUCUUCAAGGAAAAGAAAUUCAAGAUUUAAAUGGCCCAGCCAGGUCAAAGAAGUUGGAUGAAGCACUGGUAAUGGGAGGUUUCCUUCCUGAUCACAAGGUUCUCAUGAUUAGGUGUUUGCAAGAUGAGGGUGACGUGGUUGCAUUCUUUGGAGGAUUGACAUUAAAUGACCCUGCAGUUCGAGAGGCAGCUGAUAUAGUGAUCGAUGCUAAGUCUCAGAACCUGAAAUCUGAUAUGGAGAGUUCAAAUGUAUCUAUUGAAUGUUUCAGUGCAAUAACUACAAUUGUGAGGGCUGGGAGAUGUCAAUAUCACAACAUUCAAAAGUUCAUUCAAUUUCAGCUCACAACUAACUUAUCUGGGUUAUUCAUAACCUUGAUUACAACAAUGUGCACCGGACAGUCUCCCCUAACGGCCAUCCAGUUGAUUUGGGUGAACUCGAUAGUGUGCAUUUUGGGAGGCCUAAUGAUGUUAAUGAAUUUAGACAUCAGGGAAGAUCAGCAUGCUAACCAACCAAAUAACCGGAAGCAGUCACUUAUAACCCAAGAAAUCUGGAAAGACAUAGCCAUUGAUGUCUUGCUGCGGGCUUCUGUUUCUAUGAUAUUUCUUUUUGGAGGACAAGUUACAGACAGCACAAAACAAGUUAGGAAGACUAUGAUCUUCAACAUAUUCAUGUUAUGUCAGGUCUUCAAGCAGCUCAACUUCUUGGGCCUAGCAAUGAAGAAGGGAGUUUUCAAGAUGGUUCCUCUGAGCUACUGUUUCUUGGUCGCAUUAGGGGUUUGCCUGGUUAUGCAGGUUCUGGUGAUUCAAUUUGCAAAUAGCCUAGCAGAUUGCAUGAGCCUGAAUGCAACUCAAUGGGUUAUCUGUUUCUUGGUUAGUUCUCUUUCAUGGGUAAUUGAGUGGCCACUGAAGAAGAUUCUUACUUGGAUAUUUCAUCAUUUUUAUCCCUAGUAUUCACCCACAAAUGUUAGAUAUAUGUGCAGUAUUGACCAUAGGUCAGAGCUCAAACAUUUCAAUGGCCUAUCCAAAUGCUAAUUGGAUAUUUCAUUAUUUUCAUCUCUGUGCCAUAUUACUGUAAUAUUCACCGAUCUUUGUAUAAUAUGUGUAUUAUUGACCAUAGAAACCAAACAUUUCGCUAGUGGCAUAUUUAAUCAAUGCAGAUAUUACUGGUAUU